UUGUAUGUAACGGAGGGAAGGCCCACAUGAGUCACUCCAUGGGCAAACAAGCAUAAAAGAGAGGCAAAGCUAGCAAAGCAAAGCACGGAAAAAGGGAGCCCCACUCCCCCACUCAUAUCGCUCAUCGAUCGCACCAAAAGCUUCUGCCUCCACAAAAUAAAGGUACCCAUCCCACCAUUAAAAUGAAUGCAGUCACCACCCACCGUAGAUUCCACUUCCACCCUCCCAUCCCUCCUCUCUGAGUUAAACUCUCCCUCAGCUAAAUUCCAACCCCAAGAUCCUCUCUCCCUUCUCCCUUCUCCUUUUAAACUCCUCCUCUCCCACCUUCUUUUCUCCCUUUCCUCCAACUUCUGACUACCAUACUGCUUAAUUUGUUUCUUUAUAUCUCUCUCUUAUCGAUCUCUAUGUGCACUCCUGGUUAGAUGGAUACGUUGUUUAGAUUGGUUAGCCUACAGUCGUCCGACCAGCAGUCGUCUUUCAAAUCCAGUCGUACGUCGAGCAGCUCGAGAUCCUCGAAAGCCAACCACCAUUUGUUCCACCAACCCUUUCAAAACCGGGAAGAGGAGAAGUACAGGGAAGAAUGUGGAAACAAUUACCACGUUUGUGUGGAUGAAGACUUCUCGUCCUCCUCUUCUUCCAAGCACCUCCAGCCUCACCCUUCCACCGCCGCGACCCCAACCCCCUCCACCGCUGCCACCACCACCACCGCUUCCACCGCCCACGUACUCUUCGAGCUGGCCGACUUUUCCUUCCCCCCGGACCUUAAUAUCGAUUUCGCUUCGUCAUCGUCGGCGGCCGCAGGCGGGGGCGGAGGUGGGUGGGCGGCGCAGCUGCUGCUGGAGUGCGCCCGGGCGGUCGCCGCCCGCGACUCGCAGCGCGUGCAGCAGCUGAUGUGGAUGCUGAACGAGCUUGCGUCGCCGUACGGCGACACCGAGCAGAAGGUAGCGUCGUACUUUCUCCAGGCGCUCUUCGCCCGGCUGACCUCUGCGGGGCCCCGCACGCUCCUCACCCUCGCCGCGGCCUCCGACCGCACGUGCUCCUUCGACUCCACCCGCCGCACCGCCUUGAGAUUCCAGGAGCUCAGCCCCUGGUCCUCCUUCGGACACGUCGCCGCCAACGGCGCCAUCCUCGAGUCCUUUCUCGAUGCCGCCGGUGGCGGUGGGUCCCCCCAGCCGCAGCGGCUCCACAUUCUGGACCUCAGCAACACCUUCUGCACCCAGUGGCCCACUCUCUUGGAGGCCCUCGCCACCCGGUCAUCGGACGACACCCCGCACCUCUCUAUCACCACCGUCGUCUCCUCGGCCUCGCCGUCGGCCGCCGUCCAGAGGGUGAUGAAGGAGAUCGGACAAAGAAUGGAGAAGUUCGCUCGGCUCAUGGGCGUGCCGUUCAAGUUCAACGUCAUCCACCACGCCGGCGAUCUAUCAGAGCUCGACCUCGACCGCCUCGAUCUUCGGGAAGGUGGCGGCGCCUUGCUGGCAGUCAACUGCGUCAACGCGCUCCACAGCGUGUCCCCUGCCGGCAGCCGGCGGGACUUGUUUAUAAACGCCCUCCGCCGGCUGCAGCCGCUGAUCGUGACGGUGGUGGAGGAGGAGUCGGACCUCCAGGCGGCCAGCGGCGGCGAUGGUGGAGGGGAGGAGGGGGAAGAGGGGUUCUUGAAGGUGUUCAGGGAAAGUUUGAGGUUCUUCUCGGCUUACUUCGACUCGCUGGAGGAGAGCUUUCCGAGGACAAGCAACGAGAGGCUGGCGCUGGAGCGGGCGGCAGGGCGGGCGGUGGUGGACCUGGUCGCGUGCCCGGCGGCGGAGUCGGCGGAGCGGAGGGAGACGGCGGCGGGGUGGUCGCUGCGGAUGCGGGCGGCGGGGUUCGCGCCGGCGGCGUUCAGCGAGGACGUAGCGGACGACGUGAGGGCGCUGCUGAGGAGGUAUAGGGAGGGGUGGUCGAUGCGGUCGGCGGGGGAGGCGGAUGAUCCCGGAGGCGCCGCCCCCGGAAUCUUCCUCGCGUGGAAGGACCAGCCCGUGGUGUGGGCGAGCGCGUGGAAGCCAUGAAACGGAAGAUGGCGGGAGAGGAGAGAGGGAAGUAAGGCCAGCCAUUGGCACGUGUGGUGGAGCGGGAGGUGUCGUGUUUUAAAAUGUCUCGCACGUGGGAAACGGAAACAAGACGAAGGAAGGGGAGGGGAGGGGAGGGGAGGGGUGGAAUGGAAUGGAAAUACGCGAGAGAGAAAGGAGGAGAGAGAGAGAGAAUAUUUUAAUUUUUAUUACAAUAUAUUGUCAUGAUGACGGCAACUAUUCUCUCCCUUCUUUUUAUUUCUUCUUUCUUUUCAUUUGUUUUCCUUUCUUGUGCUUUGUGUGUGAGUCUUAUAUGUGAUUUUACGUGUUUGCGUAAGGCUCACGGACAUGUUUGGAGAGUUCAGAUUAACCAAAAAUGAUUUCUUUAAAUAACCCUCUAACAAAUUAUGGAUUUAUAUAGAUUAAUCAUAUUUACAUUCAUAAAACCAAUUGCUUA
Elaeis guineensis (African oil palm) is the source of this 2499-nucleotide messenger RNA. Its product is annotated as protein SHORT-ROOT 1. The record is from RefSeq and is a predicted model, not a curated record. NCBI's taxonomy places the organism in Eukaryota, Viridiplantae, Streptophyta, Magnoliopsida, Arecales, Arecaceae.